UGUGCUCUGCCAGAGUGAUGGCUGCCGGCGCGCGCUGCCUGUUUCCUCUUUUCACUUGCUGAGGAGCCCGCAGCUGCUUCCCAGGGGGGUCGCGAGCCCCGCCGAGCCGCUCCGGUAUUGCUGUCCUGGUCAUCUCGCCAGCCGCAGGUGCGUGCGUCCGAGGCUCUCGCCUGCCGCCGCAGCCUCGAUCUCGUCUUCGCUCUGCCCUCCGUUUCCUCUGGAUGAACUUGCGUCCUUUCUCUAAUCCGCCAUGGAAUUCUGCUCCGAGCUUUUAGCCCUCCAGAGCCAAAGAAACCCCAGACAACAGACGCCCUUACGCAGCGUAUAGCAGUAACUCCCCAGCUCGGUUUCUGUGCCAUAGUUUACAAAACCACUACUGUAGAGAAUGGCAUCUACCGUGGCACCGCUGAUUACAACUACUGGUCCAUUGGACUACCUAUGGCUGCUCAUCCUGGGCUUCAUCAUUGCGUUUGUUUUGGCAUUCUCCGUGGGAGCCAAUGAUGUAGCAAAUUCGUUUGGUACCGCUGUGGGCUCAGGUGUAGUGACCCUGAAGCAAGCCUGCAUCCUAGCUAGCAUCUUUGAAACAGUGGGCUCGGUCUUGCUGGGGGCCAAAGUGAGCGAAACCAUCCGGAAGGGCUUGAUUGACGUGGAGAAGUACAACUCGACCCAACCACAACUGCUGAUGGCCGGCUCAGUCAGUGCUAUGUUUGGUUCUGCUGUAUGGCAACUAGUGGCUUCGUUUUUGAAGCUCCCCAUUUCUGGGACCCAUUGUAUUGUCGGUGCAACCAUUGGUUUCUCCCUCGUGGCAAAGGGGCAAGAGGGUGUCAAGUGGUCUGAACUGAUAAAAAUUGUGAUGUCUUGGUUCAUCUCUCCACUGCUUUCUGGUAUUAUGUCUGGAAUUUUAUUCUUCAUUGUUCGUGCAUUCAUCCUUCGUAAGGCAGACCCAGUUCCCAAUGGUUUGCGAGCAUUGCCAGUUUUUUAUGCCUGCACUGUUGGAAUAAACCUCUUUUCCAUCAUGUAUACUGGAGCACCAUUGCUGGGCUUUGACAAACUUCCUCUGUGGGGUACCAUUCUCAUCUCGGUGGGAUGUGCCGUUUUCUGUGCCCUUAUCGUCUGGUUGUUUGUGUGUCCCAGGAUGAAGAGAAAAAUUGAACGAGAAAUAAAGUCUAGUCCUUCUGAAAGCCCCUUAAUGGAAAAAAAGAACAGCUUAAAAGAAGACCAUGAAGAAAUAAAGUUGUCCCUUGGUGAUACUGAAAACAGGAAUCCUAUUUCUGAGGUAGGGUCUGCCACUGUGCCCCUCCGGGCUGUAGUGGAAGAGAGAAUAGUGUCAUUCAAACUUGGAGACCUGGAGGAAGCUCCAGAGCGAGAGAGGCUUCCUAGUGUGGACCUGAAAGAGGAGACCAGCAUAGACAGCACCGUGAAUGGUGCAGUACAGCUGCCUAAUGGGAACCUUGUUCAGUUCAGUCAAGCCGUCAGUAACCAGAUAAACUCCAGUGGUCACUAUCAGUAUCACACUGUGCAUAAAGAUUCUGGCUUGUACAAAGAGCUGCUCCAUAAAUUACAUCUGGCCAAGGUGGGAGACUGCAUGGGAGACUCUGGUGACAAGCCUUUGAGGCGCAAUAAUAGCUACACUUCCUAUACUAUGGCAAUUUGUGGCAUGCCCCUGGAUUCAUUCCGUGCCAAAGAAGGUGAACAGAAGGGAGAAGAAAUGGAGAAGUUGACAUGGCCUAAUGCAGACACCAAGAAGCGAAUUCGAAUGGAUAGUUACACCAGUUACUGCAAUGCUGUGUCUGACCUUCACUCAGCAUCUGAGAUGGACAUGAGUGUCAAGGCUGAGAUGGGUCUGGGUGACAGGAAAGGAAGUAGUGGCUCUCUGGAAGAGUGGUGUGAUCAGGAUAAGCCUGAAGUCUCCCUUCUCUUCCAGUUCCUGCAGAUCCUUACAGCCUGCUUUGGAUCAUUUGCUCAUGGUGGCAAUGACGUCAGCAAUGCCAUUGGUCCUCUGGUUGCUUUGUUUCUAGUUUAUGAAACAGGGAACAUGUCUUCAAACAGGGCGACACCAAUAUGGCUUCUACUGUAUGGUGGUGUUGGCAUCUGUAUCGGGCUAUGGGUUUGGGGAAGGAGAGUUAUCCAGACCAUGGGAAAGGAUCUUACACCAAUUACACCCUCUAGUGGCUUCAGUAUUGAACUGGCAUCUGCCCUCACUGUGGUAAUUGCAUCAAACAUUGGCCUUCCCAUCAGCACAACACAUUGUAAAGUGGGCUCUGUUGUAUCUGUUGGCUGGCUCCGAUCCAAGAAAGCUGUUGACUGGAGACUUUUCCGAAACAUUUUUAUGGCCUGGUUUGUCACGGUUCCCAUCUCUGGUGUGAUCAGUGCUGCUAUCAUGGCAGUUUUCAAAUAUCUCAUCCUCAGAGUGUGAAGCCAAGAUUAAAAUUCGUGUCAAUGUUUGGAACCACCUUGUACAUUCCUGCUCCCUUGAAGAAUGAUUGCAGUGUUAAUGAGUCUUAAAAUUUGGGAGCUGUGGGAGGGAAGGUGUUACUUAUGCUAUAAUUGCUUUUGUGCUGAAUAGAAAUCUCAAAAUUAGCUAUGUAAAAUACCCAGGUUUCCACUGGUCCCUACUAAGGGCCCCUUUCCUUCUGGGCUGUGAAUUCCUGUACAUACUUCUCUACUUUUGUAUCAGGCUUCAAUUCCAUUAUGUUUUAAUGUUGUCUUUAAAGAUAACUUGUGUGGGUUUUUUGUUUUUUGUUUUUCUUUUAACAACCAAGCAGAGCCAUUUGACAGAAUAUACUCUGCUUUGUUGAUUUCACCAGCUUCUGCCCGAACAUGCACAGGGAUUUAACAACAAAACAUGUAACUAAAGCCUCCCUUGUAGUCUCUUAUAGAAGUGGAGUCAUUGGCACUCUGCCCUCCUGUCAGUGGUGACAGGUUUGUUGACAUGUGGGAACUUCUUAGAUGAGGUUCUGUGGGUACAGUGAAAAUUUAAGUUAGUUACGUCUUUGCAAGCAAUCCAUUGAUUUACUGCUAAGAAGUAGUAAGAAAAGGCCUUUUGGCAUUUGUGAUUAUUUCUUUUAAGAUUUCUGGCAAUGUGGUAUGGGUGAAUGAAGUGGAAUAUGAACUUUGGGCAAAUAAAAUGGGACAGCCUUCCAUGUUCAUCUGUCUACCUCUUAACUGAAUAAAAAGCCUACAGUUUUUAAAAAAUUUGUUCUCAUGGUUUUGUUCAUAUUUGAAUCCUCCAGGCUCCUGAUUAGUUAGCCUUAUGAUAUUCUUCCAAGUAUGUAUUAGCUGUGCAAGUGGAUGCUCCCAAUACAACUCCAAGUUCCCCACUCUCAUGUUACUUGUGAUCUCAGGAAUGUGCAUGACAUUUCUUGGAUAAGUAGCAACUUGGUGCUUUUAAUAGUACAGCCUAAACAUUUUCAUGUUAGCAUGUAUUUCAUUGAUUUUGUUUCUAGCUUUGAUAGUAUAAAGGAAGCUGAAAUGAGUUUCACUCAUGUGUAUGAAACUCAACUUUUAAGAAUUCUCAAGUUGGGGUUCUUCAGUUUUGCCCUAUUAUCUCUUUACCCAUUAUCAGAACAAC
This is a messenger RNA of Castor canadensis (American beaver), 3571 nucleotides long. RefSeq names its product solute carrier family 20 member 1 (gene Slc20a1). NCBI's taxonomy places the organism in Eukaryota, Metazoa, Chordata, Mammalia, Rodentia, Castoridae. Gene Ontology annotation, molecular function: phosphate transmembrane transporter activity. The record is from RefSeq and is a predicted model, not a curated record. Gene Ontology annotation, biological process: phosphate ion transmembrane transport. Gene Ontology annotation, cellular component: membrane.